AUGAGACGGACCGCUACAGUUAAGGACUAUCAGCUACAUGAGCGUACCCAGGUUACACUGUUUAUCUCAAGCGGUUACUGGCAGGGCUGCAGCUCCGCGUACGCGCCACUACCCCCGCCCCACGUUUCGCGUCUCAGGUUCUCUUUUGUCCAGAGGGGCAUCGCAUUGGAUCAUUGCAUUCUGGAGCAGAGGGGAGCAUCGCUGGUGAGUUAUAUGACUAACUCCACGAGAAUAUGGUGCACGGUCAUAGUUGCCGCAGGAGUGUCGGGACCCCACUGGGUUCGGAAAUGCGCCAUGUUUGUGCGAGCAAUGAGUCUGACAGACAUGAGUGGUCUUCCUUUGCCCAGGGCAGCACAGCUGGCCUUGUCGGCUCGGAGCACCGAUAAUCUGGACGGAUCCGGGGAGCCCGCUACCCGCUCAGUGGGCACCACUGCCAACUUGAAGGGGAAGAUGAGCAAGAGGCUAUCUGUUGUGAAAGGCCACUUCCCCAAACUUGUUGACUGUGCCCACUUCCACUAUGAGACUGUUGACUUUGGUUCCAUUGAGCUGCAAUUUGCAAAUGAACAGAGUGAUGCCAGCUGGAGUUCAGGCAGUGCCAAAGACCUGGUCUUCCUGGUGCAGGUUUCCUGCCAGGGUAAGACGUGGAUGGUGCGACGCUCGUACGAGGAGUUCAGGACGCUGGAUGCUCACCUGCAUCAGUGCAUCUAUGACCGUCGCUACUCCCAGCUUCUGCCUCUGCCCACGCUCAGCGAGAUCGGAGAACGCCUGGAGAUAUUCACCCCACUGUUAUCUGAGUACCUGAGUCGUCUCUCCAUGAUUGUGGACAACAAGCUUAACUGUGGGCCUGUGCUCACAUGGAUGGAGAUUGACAACCGUGGAAACAGGUUUCUCUUGAAGGAAGAAGCCUCUUUAAACGUUCCUGCCAUUGCCGCUGCUCACGUCAUCAAACGUUACACGGCCCAAGCCAGCGACGAGAUCUCCAUCGAGGUAGGCGACAUUUUGUCUGUGAUUGAUAUGCCACCCAAGGAAGACACGACCUGGUGGAGAGGAAAACAUGGUUUUCAGGUUGGCUUCUUUCCCAGUGAGUGUGUGGAGCUCAUCAACGAGAAGCUGCCGCAGUCAGUCAGCGCUCCUGCCGCUAAGCUAGAGGGUGAUCCAGCCAGCACUAAACCUGGUAUUGCCAAUGCACCUGGACCCCCUUCUCCUACAUCAGUGUCUAAGAAACACGGCAAACUGAUGGGUUUCCUGCGCACGUUCAUGAAGUCCAGGCCCACGAAACAGAAGCUGAAACAGAGGGGCAUUUUGAAAGAGCGAGUCUUUGGCUGCGACCUGGGCGAACAUUUGCUUAACUCCGGACAAGACGUUCCCCAGGUUUUAAAGAGCUGUGCAGAAUUCAUAGAGAAACAUGGCAUUGUGGACGGCAUCUACAGGCAUUCCGGGGUGUCCUCAAAUAUACAGAAACUCAGGCAUGAGUUUGACAGUGAGAAUAUUCCGGACCUGACUAAAGACGUGUACAUGCAGGACAUUCACUGCGUGGGAUCUCUGUGCAAGCUCUAUUUCAGGGAGCUGCCUAAUCCACUGCUCACCUACCAACUUUACGACAAAUUUGCUGACUGUAUGGGGGAGAUGACGGAAGAUGAGCGUAUGGUGAAGGUUCAUGAUGUCAUCCAACAGCUCCCGCCUCCCCAUUACAGGACUUUGGAGUACCUCAUGAGGCACCUUGCCAGUCUGGCCACCCACAGUGUAGAGACAAACAUGCACAUCAAAAAUUUGGCCAUUGUUUGGGCUCCUAACCUGCUCAGGUCCAUGGAAAUAGAAGCAGUGGGGUUGAGUGGCGCUGAUCCAUUCAAAGAGGUACGAAUCCAGUCAGUGGUCGUGGAGUUUCUACUCAGCAACGUGGAGCUGCUCUUCAGUGACUCCUUCACGUCUGUGGGUCGCUUCAACACAGGGAGGCAGUCCUUGACAAGGCCCAAGUCAUUUGUGUCCACCAGACUUCUGUCUCUUGAGGAAGCACAGGCCCGAACGCAAGCACCUCUACUCCUGCAGGGGGCGCCACUGUCCCUUCAGGGACAGUUCCACACAGUGCUAGAUCUGCCUGCCGACAGGAGGAAAAGAGGGAUCAAGUCUCGAAAAUCUGCUGGUGGAAGCUGGAAGACGUUUUUUGCCAUUGGGAAACCUGCAGGCUCAGGUCGCCGCAAGCCCAUCAGGAUCACUUCUUUAUUCCAGCCUGCCACCUCUCACGCAGGUUGCAGGGUUGACAGUGUUACUUUGAGAUCAGCUAAGAGUGAAGAGUCUUUGUCUUCCCAGCACAGCGGGGCAGGUCAAGGUAAGAUCCAGCGCUUGCGGAGGCCUCGCUCCAGCAGUGAUGGCUUAUCUCUGGCUGCCUCUGUGGACCCUCAGCUGCUGCCCCAAAGGCCCCCAUCCCGUCUGCCUUCCAGCCGCUCAUACGACAGCCUGCUCCCCGAAGAGACACGUGAGCCUGAGGAGGAUGAUGAUGAUGAUGAAGACGAGGAGGAUGAGGAGGGUGUCUACAUGCUACCUGAUUUCUCACAGGACCAUGCAGCCUCCUGGAUGGCUGAAGAUGUGAUUGACUUCAGCCCCACCUUUUUAGAAGAUGGACCAAUCGGAUUGGGGAGCAGCAAUGUUGCCCCUGGCGAAAGGGAAUCUCCACCUGCAGCUGCUCCCCCUCCAUACCGUUGCCUGAGCCACCAAGGCCAUGCUCGUUCUAAUAGCCAACGAUCGAUCACAGAGGAUCCAGACUCUGUUCUUAACCAGUCCGAGGCCGCAGCCCGUAGGAGUCUAAUAUUGGCAGCCACAGCUCCACCCCUGCAAGUGUUCUGUGAACACAGGCCCUCGGCUGCGACCAACCCAGCCUCUAGCACCUCCCAUCCUGGAGAGCCCAACCUGAGCCCCUCUCAUAGCCAGCCUCCUGCUCCUCCAUCCUCCACCUCCUCUGCUCAGCCACCGCCGCAAGAGAGGCGGUCAUUUACUCGCAAGGUCGUCCACGCCCUCUCACCUAAAGCCCCCAAGUCCCCACCGCUGGACAUAUCUGACCCCAUUGCCAUCAGUGUGCCUGCUAAGGUACUUGAAAUGAUUGGUGGCCGUGCAGGUGAAUUGCAGCCGGGGACACCGAGCGGUGGACCUUCCCAGCCCCCACAGAUGAUAUCGAUGCUUUUGAGAUCAUGUGACUUCCAGUUGACAGAGAGCUGUCAGCAGGAGAUUUGCAGUAAGCUGGGCCCCGAGGCAAAGAUUAAGGGCCCAAGUAUCAUGGGACCCACUGGAGCCCCUUUGCCCUCUCAGCAGCCCCCUCCUCCCCCACCCAAAAAUCCAGCACGCCUCAUGGCCCUGGCACUGACUGAGAGCGCCAACAAAGCACUGCGGCAGGGAGCGUCACCCCCCUAUCGCCCUCGUCAGACUGGAUCCUCAACCGAGACAACGGACCCCCGCUUCCAGCGUUCACUCUCUGCCGACGCAGGCGAGCUGCUGUCCUCUGACCCUAAUCAGGUCUAUUCCACUGUGCGCCCCCUAUCUGUGUGGAUGGCCGAGGGCAAAGACACAACCACUGAACAGCCUUUAGAUACGUCACAUGAACCAGAGGAGAAAUCACCUCCAGGACAGGAUACUGGGACUCUGUCAUCUGUCUCUGAUUCUGGGGCAUCCAACUCUGAGCUGUCCGCAGGCAGUUCCUCGGGAGACAAUGAGCAGACUCCCAGCCCUGUCUAUAAGAACCAGCAGCAACUUCCUCCAACUCAGACACAGUCCCCAAAAUCCAGCCCGACUGCCAUCACUGAAGCACCCCAGCAGAGGAAGCCCCCAGCUUAUUCACGUCAGUUCUCUGCUCCCCACCUCCAGCAGCAGAAGAGCAAUGUCCAGCCCAAAGCCCCAUCCCAGCCACACACCCAACUCAUGCACUCCAAGUCUGAGAGCUCCCCGCUGGCCCAGGUCCAUGCCUUCCAACCCACACGACCUAAGGUACCUCCAAAACCCUUGGAUCUUGCACCCCAAAGGGCACCGCUCUCUAAGACUGACCGACAUGAUUACAUGCGGCGGUCCCUAGACGCUACACGCAUCCGUCGUAUGGUGGGGCCACCGCAGGGCAACCCGCCUCUUUCCAGGGCAUUCUCUGAGCGAAUCAGCAGCACAUCAGACAUGCUCUCUCGCUACCAUGCAGCCAGGAUGGCCAGCCAGGCAGCACAAGCACCACAACAGCAACAGCCCCAUCAUCAUCAUCAUCAGGCCUCCCAGGCUUCCUCUGAGGACCCAGGGAAGAUGGAGAACUUCUACUAUGAGAUCGGUGCUCCUGAGCAUCCAGAGGCACCGCCCAGCUAUGCACGGCACAGCUACCAGAACAUGAGGCUCGACCUGGAGGGCAACUAUCGGUUGUCGGAUCCAGCCAACCAAAGGCCUCUCUCAAGGGGUCACCACCUUCCCCAGGGAAAGCUGUGGUCCUCGGAGGCGACCCGAGCCUGGGCUGCGGCGCACUCCCAUUCUUUCUCUUUCUCCCAUGCCCACUCCCAUCAUCAUCCCCAGGAGGGGUCACCCCUGCACCACGCUCACCCUCGCCUUCAACGGCAGAUCUCUUCCUCGGUAAGACUUGCCCGUAACGAGAUGCAUCCCCUUCCUGCCACUGCCGGACUGGGCUCCGCAGGGAUGGUACCACUGUCUGUACAUCAUCAGCGCAGUCUUCACCGCCCUCAGCGCUCUCCCUCUGCUGACCUCACCCUUUCCCAGCUGCAUCCCUACUUUGAGAAUGGGAAAGUCUGCUAUCGUUACUUUGAAGCCUCUAAGCCAGGGGAGGUGCCACUGAACCAGCCUGUACUGGUGAAGCAGUCCCAUCCACCUCAGCCUGCUCCUACACAGGCACCUAAAUCUCUUUUUAAAGACCAGUCUGAGCCCAUCUAUGUGAAUUAUCCCUUCACCAGCCCACCCAGUGUGGGCACUAAUACCAAAAGCUGGAUCACUACCGACCUUGACGGAGAUGCCCAAACGUCUGAACCGUUAGCUCCGCCAACAGAGCCACCACCUGAGGACAAGCAAGGAUCUCCCCAGUAUGAACAGAAGAGUCCCACGACUGAUUUUGACAGCACUGGCCAAAAAGACUUGACUAUGGACUCCAGGGAAGAAGAGUUACUGACAGCAUCUUCUGGCAUAACACACUUGCGCAGCCGUUCUGACCCACAGAGCUCCAGCUCUGAACCCAGCGCCAACCUGACAGGGAAGGAGAUUGCCUCUUUACUGAUUGAGAAGCUAGCAGAGGAUGAGAGAGAAGGUCCCAGCACAGUCACCUCCUCCUCUGCCUCCUCUUCUCCCCAAAUUGAGCACCCCCCUAACCCCUACCCUAGCCAACAUCAGCAGCCUCCUCCUGCAUACAACAUCUACACACCAGGCCCUUCCCGGAGCCGUUUUGAGGGUCAUGGGUCACCAAAAGAUGGGUCAGGGGGUUUCCAUCGCCAAGACCCCUUGCGAAGGUCUGCUGGAGCCCAGUACAGACAAGUCUUUGAUGUCAUGCCAUCUGGAGAUCAAGUCCUCAAAUUUUAUCGAAGCCAGGACUUCAUCCCUGGUCCACAAGGAGACAGCACUACACCUAACCCUUAUCCUUCCAGACCACUUUACCAGGACCCACCUUAUCCUACCCGAACCCCUCAGGACCAUCGAGUCCACCAGGGGCACCCAGACCCUCCCCACCCUCCUACUCCCCCAUCUGUGGCCUUCUCAAACUUGGCGCUAGGGACUCCACGAAGAUAUGCGACUCCACCAGGGGGGUUCCAGAGUAUGGCAGGCCAAUACAACCAGUAUCCAUUCCAGUAUGGCCCACCACCUCCUCAGUACCCACAUGUGUCCCGCAGGGAUGUGGUCCUUGACCCCUCAUUCCGACCUCCAGGGCAUCGCAACCAGAGAGGCCUGGCCCGCCAGGGCAGCCUUCCAGGGCCUAACUGGACCAUCCACACUGAAGGCCAAACACGCAGUUACUGCUGA
This is a messenger RNA of Chanos chanos (milkfish), 5976 nucleotides long. It is a transcript of the gene arhgap33, whose product is annotated as Rho GTPase activating protein 33. Bases 1 to 5976 code for a protein of 1991 amino acids. The record is from RefSeq and is a predicted model, not a curated record. Lineage: Eukaryota; Metazoa; Chordata; Actinopteri; Gonorynchiformes; Chanidae. The transcript is spliced from 27 exons. Gene Ontology annotation, molecular function: protein binding; GTPase activator activity; phosphatidylinositol binding. Gene Ontology annotation, cellular component: nucleoplasm; fibrillar center; Golgi apparatus. Gene Ontology annotation, biological process: small GTPase-mediated signal transduction.